Molecule: messenger RNA, 609 nt
Organism: Dovyalis caffra
Lineage: Eukaryota; Viridiplantae; Streptophyta; Magnoliopsida; Malpighiales; Salicaceae
Source: the annotation of a GenBank genome assembly
AUGGCUCUUAAUCCACAAUUGUAUCAAAACGGGAUGCCCGUUGCUUUCGAGAACGAGUUGUUUGUGUUGGCCAGAGACGGCGUCGAAUUCGAGAUCGACAAAAUCCCCGGAUGUGGAAAAGUCAAAGCUAAAGGAACAAUCUACUUGUCAAAUAUACGCAUGGUCUUUGUUGCAGCUAAGCCCGUUGGAAACUUUUAUGCUUUUGAUAUGCCUCUGCUUUUUGUCAAUGGAGAAGAAUUCAACCAGCCUAUAUUUCUCUGCAACAAUAUUUCUGGUCUUGUGGAGCCUGUAGUUCCGGAGAAUGAGAAUAGGGCACUCUACUCCACACACUCAUUCAAAAUUUUGUUUAAGGAAGGGGGCUGUGGAACCUUUGUUCCGCUUUUUUUCAACUUGAUUUCUUCGGUGAGACAAUACAAUCAACAAAUGAACUCUGCCCCAGGGCCUCGUAUAGAUCCUCUGCAAGCAGCGCACACUCCAGUUGAUGAAAUGAUGAGACAUGCAUAUGUUGAUCCUAAUGAUCCAACGAGAAUCUUUUUGCAACAGCCCACUCCACAGUCUGAGCUGAGGCGCCGCACAUAUCAUCCAUCCUCAGCUGAACCCACAGCGUGA